Amborella trichopoda is the source of this 3273-nucleotide messenger RNA. Its product is annotated as receptor-like protein kinase FERONIA. Gene Ontology annotation, biological process: protein phosphorylation. NCBI's taxonomy places the organism in Eukaryota, Viridiplantae, Streptophyta, Magnoliopsida, Amborellales, Amborellaceae. The record is from RefSeq and is a predicted model, not a curated record. Gene Ontology annotation, molecular function: ATP binding; transmembrane receptor protein tyrosine kinase activity.
GAAUGAAAGAUCUGUUACUCAUUUGUCUCCCGUAUUUAACUCUUACCCAUCCAACAGUAACUGUUUUUCUCUCUACUCUCUCUCUCUUUCCUACCUUCCUUCCAUGUCUCUCGCAUACCUUGGGGGUAGUCCGUCCAAACCUCCACAAACCCCACCCUCUCUCUACUUUCUAUCUCCCCUCUGUAAAAUUCCAUUUUGCUUCAAAGAAAAGACUGUGAGAGAGAGAGAAAAGGGGUAGUUUCACACACCCCAACCUCUCUCCACUUUCCCUCUAAUCUCUCUCUCCUGUUGCAUUGUUCAAGAGGGAAUGAUAGAGAGCGGAGGGGCAGGGGCCUCCUAAAGCAUGAUGACUAUUACAUCAGGCCUAGCUGCCGCCGCCACCACCACCACCAUCUAUUCUCUUUAUCUCCUCUUGUUCAUGAGCUUCUUCUCGGGGUCCUCCGGGAAGAAUUAUGCACCAUCCGACGCGAUCCUCGUGAACUGUGGGUCGUCCAGCGAUGGGGUGGAUGCCGAUGGCCGCUCAUGGAAGGGGGAUGUACACGGCUCCCGUUACACCCUUGAUUCCGAGAACACUGUCCCUGCCCGUGCCGAAACCCAAGACCCCUCUCUCCCCUCCACCAUCCCCUACAUGUCUGCCAGGAUCUUCAGUUCGCGCUCAACCUAUGAAUUUUCGGUGACACCCGGACGCCAUUGGGUAAGACUACAUUUUUACCCCUCUUCGUACAGCGGCCUCAGCCCUGAUGAUGCCCUCUUCUCCGUUGAGGCCUCCGGCGGUUUCAUGCUGCUCCGCAACUUCAGCGCAUCAAUCACUGCCACCGCUCUCACCCAGGCAUACAUCAUUCGUGAAUUCUCGGUGAAUGUCACUGGGAAAUCAUUGUCUCUGACAUUUGAGCCAUCAGUCAAGCACAGGUCGGCAUAUGCAUUCGUGAAUGGGAUUGAGAUUGUCUCGAUGCCCGACAUUUACGUGUCAAGUUCUGAGCUCCCCUCACUGGUCGGUUUCACCCAUCAGACGGUGGCUUCGACCUCAGCUCUUCAGACAAUGUUCAGGCUCAAUGUGGGGGGUCAGUACAUCGCAGCCGGGAAUGACACCGGGAUGAGCAGGACAUGGUACGAUGACACCCCGUACAUAUAUGGUGCCGGUGUCGGUGUCACAUAUUCGGCUGACCCAGAUGUGAAAAUACGGUACCUGGACAGCAUACCGGAGUACACAGCGCCGGUGGACGUGUACAGCACAGCUAGGUCGAUGGGGCCAGACUCAAGGGUAAAUGUGAAUACCAAUUUGACAUGGGUAUUUCAGGUUGAUUCCAAUUUCACCUAUAUUGUGAGGCUCCAUUUUUGCGAGCUUCAGCUCACAAAGAUUAACCAGAGAGUCUUCGACAUCUUCCUCAAUAACAAGACAGCCGAGGGAGCUGCCGAUGUGCUAGCCUGGGCUGAGAGCAGGGCAGUCCCUGUCCACAAAGAUUAUGCUGUCUAUUUGUCUGAUGAGCCAGGGGUGGAUUACCUAUGGGUGGCACUCCACCCCAAUCAGGCAGCCCACCCCGAAUACUAUGAUGCCAUUCUCAAUGGCCUCGAGAUCCUCAAGCUCAAUGACAGCACCGGAAAUCUCGCUGGCCCAAACCCUACCCCGGCCCCGAUCGAAUCCCCCCCAUCGAUGGCCUCAACAGCAGCCCAAACGCAAAGCUCAACCUCAAGAAUCCACGUGAUUGGGGGUGCGGCCGGUGGGGCUGCGGCUCUUAGUGUGGUGUUUGCCAUUUGCAUUGCAGUUUACUAUAGGAAGAAGAGGGAGCCCUCAUCGGACUCAGCUGGCGGUUCAGGAUGGCUGCCUUUGUAUGGUGGUGGCAACUCACAGAUGAUGAACAACAGCAAGGUCUCAACUGUCUCAGGUCGGAGUACUGCAAGCAGCCAUGUGUCGUCCCUCGCGGCGAAUCUUUGCCGUCACUUUUCCUUCCAAGAGAUAAAGCAGGCGACCAAGAACUUUGAAGAGUCCCUCGUUUUGGGGGUUGGGGGAUUUGGGAAGGUGUACGAGGGAGAGAUUGACAAUGGUGUGAAGGUGGCCAUCAAGAGAGCCAAUCCCUCAUCAGAGCAAGGACUUCACGAGUUCCAAACAGAAAUUGAGAUGCUUUCGAAACUAAGGCACCGUCACCUUGUUUCCCUGAUUGGUUAUUGCGAGGAGAACAAUGAGAUGGUCCUUGUUUAUGAUUACAUGGCCUAUGGGACGCUUAGGGAGCACCUCUACAAGAGCAAGAUGCCACCACUCUCGUGGAAGCAGCGGCUAGAGAUAUGCAUCGGUGCAGCAAGAGGACUGCACUAUUUGCACACAGGAGCCAAGUAUACCAUCAUACACAGGGAUGUGAAGACCACCAACAUACUUCUCGAUGAGAAGUGGAUUGCCAAGGUCUCGGAUUUUGGGCUUUCGAAGACCGGCCCAGGCCUUGACCACACCCAUGUGAGCACAGUGGUGAAGGGAAGUUUCGGAUAUCUGGAUCCUGAGUACUUCAGGAGGCAGCAGCUAACUGAUAAAUCUGAUGUCUACAGUUUUGGGGUGGUCUUGUUCGAGGUCUUGUGUGCAAGGCCUGCGCUCAACCCCAGCCUUCCAAAGGAGCAGGUUAGCUUGGCCGACUGGGCUUUGCACUGUCAGAAGAAGGGGGUUUUGGAGGAUUUAAUUGACCCAUUCUUGAAGGGAAAGAUAAACCCAGAGUGCCUGAAGAAGUUUUCAGAGACCGCUGAGAAGUGCCUGUCGGAUAGUGGGGUCGACCGCCCUGCCAUGGGAGAUGUGCUUUGGAACUUAGAGUUUGCAUUGCAGCUACAAGAGGGCUCAGAGGAGGGCAAGAUUCCUGCAGAUGUAGCCCCUGCAAGGUUGCCAGAAUCCGGCAACCAUCAUGUCACCUUCGUUGUUGGGUCAGAAAGGGAGGAGAGUGUAACAAGCCAGGAUUCAGAUGGGCUCAACACAAGCGCAGUUUUCUCCCAGCUCAUCAAUCCAUCAGGUCGGUGAGUUUUCCAAAAGCUGCGAAAAAUCUCAAGUCCUAGGUUUAAGGAGCAGAUUGUCGUGCGUAUCAAUGAAGGCAAGCUUCUCUGGCAAUAAAGGAUGGUGUCUCUCCUUAGAAAUUUAUUUGGGCACAAUUGUAAUUUUCAGGAGGAAUUUGUAAUUUUCGGAAGGAAUUGUUUAUUGCUGUUGCAAGGUUUUAUUCAUAUCCUUUUGUAUGGAUAAUAUAAAUAUUGUCAAGUGGUUUUAGGGAGACAUAUUUUUAAUAUGAUUGCACUAUUGUUUGACUA